CGCAAGAUAAAGCAGAGAGACCUCCCUUGGCACUUAUCUGUCCCGAGAAGAUUCCUGACACAGGGACAUCGCUCUGGGUGUCAAAAACCCGUCAGCGCGCCGCGAAUGACUUAAUACGCAACCCGAGGCUCUCUCUGAAGGUUAAUCUCAUCCAGGAUGACUGAGCAGUAUCAGGAUUACAACGCGAUGGGAGACCAAGUGGGCGACAGCUCUUCUGAUCAAAUGUACUCAGGAGUCACCGGCGGGGAUGGCGUCGAUCAUGUCCCGGAGAGCGGCCAAGAGGGAGUAAUCCGGCUGCCUCGUGUUUCUCAGCACGGAGAUGAUGUGACCGAUACACUAAGUGAUGUAGAGAACGGUGAAGGAGCAAAUGAGCAGGGUCACGUAGAGAUCCCCGAGGGGGCCACUGCGGAGGAAGCUGGCGUUGGGAACACUCCUGACCAAGACAGUCAGGCUGCAGGGGACGCAUCCAAAGAGGAGAUCAGAUCAUCUUCAUCAGCCCCUGGAGGUGACGCAAUCCAGCAAUUUGUUAGCCUAACGCCAGAAUCGGAAUUGAAACCAGAGAUGGACGCGGUGGAGACUUCCCUGGGGUCGGCCAGGGACGUAGAAGGCCUUUCCGGUUUGCAGGACACACACCCUGAUGGUGUUGGGCCGGUUACUGGAGACACGGAUGGAGACUUUAGUCCCGACUGGACAGCAGUAAGUGAUGAGCUGACAGAAUUUGCUGGAACACAAGGAGAAGUCCAAAUCUCAAUCAAAGAACAAAAUGGCAAAAAAUAUGAGGAUGAAAUCCAUGAAGAAAAACAUGCGGUUUGGGAUGAAGAUGAAAGCGUCAAAUCAAGUGAGCUGGUCCAGGCCAUCACACCUACCACUUGUAGCGGAAAGGAAGAAGAGUUGAAAAUGAACGGCAGGGAGCCUGAGCUACGGCUAGAAGCGGAUGGUGGCAUCCCCCCAGAUAUCUCCGUUGGCGCUCAGCCAACUGAUGGGCUGGAGCAGCCGUUUGUGGAGAUAGCGGCUCACUCUUUCCCGGUUCAGGGGCAAUUACCACGUCCGCGGGCUUCAGUGUCUGUGUACCAGGUGGAGGUCGAUGCCAACAAAGCAAUAAAUGGCAAAGACGUGUCGCCUGAUGUUCCAGAUGUGCCAAAAGGAGAUACCUCAGAUGGUCUGGUGCAAGAGGAGAUCCCCAGAAAGCGAGUCUCUACACAUGCAUCUGGAAUACCGGUCAGCCGGACCCCAGUACCUAAAGUUCAUGAUCGGGAGAAACGCGAGGCCGAUUCCCAAGGAAAGGGGAUGCAGACUGCCUCCUCUCCAUCCCCAACCAAACACCCGAACAACAGAACUUCCACUAUUCCCAAAAGAUCUUCCUCUGCUAAUACAAUCACCCCGAAAAAAAGCUCCACUCCCUCUGGAGCCCCAGUACGGAGCGCUUCUCAGAGAUUACCCCCCGCCACGUCGCGCUCACUGAGCACCACGACACGAGACCACAGGACCAAGGAUGGAGGCAUCGAGAACAUCGGAAGUAAGCACCCAGCCUCUAGAAUCCCAUCAAAGAUGUCCACUGUUCCUAAGACGCCCCCUAGUGCUAUUAGAGGCGAGCAGAGGAAGCCACCUUCCAGCAUUGGCAGGCCUGAGAGAGCUGAUUCUCCCAAGUCUGGAGAAAAGAGCGGCUACAGCAGCCCGGGGUCUCCUGGGACGCCCACCAGCCGUUCCCGCACACCUUCCACCCAGACGCCCCCCAACAGGGAACCCAAAAAGAUUGCCAUCGUUCGCACCCCUCCCAAAUCCCCAGCGUCUGUCAAGAGCCGCCUGCAGCCGGUGCCCAGCCCGGCACCUCUCCCGGACCUGAAGAACGUCCGCUCCAAGAUCGGCUCCAUCGACAAUAUCCGGCAUCAGCCCGGAGGUGGCAAGGUGCAGAUCAUCCACAAGAAGGUGGACGUGAGCACCGUCCAGUCCAAGUGCGGCUCAAAGGACAACCUGAAGCAUACUCCGGGUGGUGGAGCAAUACAGAUAACACACAAGCCGGUCGACGUGAAACACGUGACUUCUAAGUGCGGAUCCAUGGGCAACAUCCACCACAAGCCAGGUGGGGGUAACGUGGAAGUCAAGUCUGAGAAGCUGGAUUUCAAAGAAAGGGUUCAGUCCAAGGUCGGAUCGUUGGACAAUGUCACGCACGUCCCCGGGGGAGGUACCAAAAAGAUUGAAAGUCACAAACUGACUUUCCGGGAGAAUGCAAAAGCCAAGACGGAUCACGGAGCGGAGAUCGUUUACAAGUCUCCCAACCCGUCGGGAGAUACGUCUCCCCGACGUCUCAGCAACGUCUCCUCUUCCGGCAGCAUCAACAUGAGCGACUCUCCGCAAUUGUCCACGCUGGCCGACGAGGUCUCCGCUUCUCUCGCUAAACAAGGCUUGUGAUGCGCUCCCCUCUAGCUGCAGGGCAAAAGGGGGCAGGAGGUGGGAGAAGAGGGGGCAUGAGAGAUGUGUUUUUAAAAGGGGGGGGGGCUUGAAAGCCUGUACGCUAUUUAAUAAUUAAACCUGGUCUCUUAUUUAUUA
This is a messenger RNA of Spea bombifrons (plains spadefoot toad), 2547 nucleotides long. Its product is annotated as microtubule-associated protein tau-like. Gene Ontology annotation, cellular component: neuron projection. Gene Ontology annotation, biological process: microtubule cytoskeleton organization; neuron projection development. Gene Ontology annotation, molecular function: microtubule binding. The transcript has 14 exons. The record is from RefSeq and is a predicted model, not a curated record. The coding region runs from base 157 to 2409 and encodes 750 amino acids. NCBI's taxonomy places the organism in Eukaryota, Metazoa, Chordata, Amphibia, Anura, Pelobatidae.